This is a messenger RNA of Brienomyrus brachyistius, 842 nucleotides long. RefSeq lists its product as uncharacterized. Lineage: Eukaryota; Metazoa; Chordata; Actinopteri; Osteoglossiformes; Mormyridae. The transcript has 3 exons. Gene Ontology annotation, cellular component: cytosol. The record is from RefSeq and is a predicted model, not a curated record. The coding region runs from base 47 to 406 and encodes 119 amino acids. Gene Ontology annotation, molecular function: protein histidine phosphatase activity. Gene Ontology annotation, biological process: peptidyl-histidine dephosphorylation.
CAAAGCGGUUUUUUUUGCGAUAGAAGUAGAUCCUCUUGUAAAGACCAUGGCGGCCGCCUUAAGUGCAGUUUCUGAUGUAGAAAUUGACCCCGAUGGUGUAUUUAAAUACAUAUUACUGAAGGUGAAAGUCAAAGAUGGAUCAGAACAAAAAGACAUAGUGAGAGGCACGAAGAGUGCCGAAUAUCACAAUCACAUAUUUGAAAAGGUCUGUCCAGAGAUGGAGAAUGCAGGGCUGGAGUGUACCUGCCUAGGGGGUGGGAAGAUCGAACACAACUCCAAAGAGAGAAAACUCCGAGUAUUUGGCAUGUCUACUGGUUAUGGCAAGGCAGAUCAUUCUGUAUCCGUGGAGAAGCUGAAGGUGGCAUACAAAGAUUAUGAAAUCACCUGGUCAGAUGAUAAAAAGUAGAUGCUGUAAUAGUUUACAAAUAUAUUGUAUGGAAGUUGCUAGAAAUGCAUUGAAAGUUGCAGGUAAUUGCUUAGAUGCCAGCUGACAAAAAUCAUCAUUUUUUUUAUUUAUUAUAAAUCCUUCCUAUGUGUGUGUAUGUAAUAUGUAUCAUGUAGGAAUGUGCUCAACAUUUGAAACCUUGUCACUUCGAUCUUGGCACCCUACCAUACCAGGUCUUCACCUUCAUAUAAAUUACAUAAAUACGGUGGAAUCUGGGUUACCUUUAAAAAAUAUAUGGAAGCCUGCCUGACCACACAUCAGGCUCGACUUUAAGAGAAGUUUCAUAGGCAUUUAAUUUCUGUUUCUAAAAUCAUUUUGGAUAUUUUCUUGUGGAAGAGCAGAAGUCCCAUCAUUUGUUCAUAUAUGUCCGUCAAAUAAAAAUAUUUGGCCAUUCAAA